Messenger RNA from Phoenix dactylifera (date palm), 2205 nucleotides. NCBI's taxonomy places the organism in Eukaryota, Viridiplantae, Streptophyta, Magnoliopsida, Arecales, Arecaceae. The record is from RefSeq and is a predicted model, not a curated record.
AUUAUACAGUCACUUUGCACAACAUUUUCACUUUUAACAGUCCAAUCCACCAAUUGUUAACGAAGGAUCUUCCAGAUAUAUGCAAGGCUAGAGUUGCCUUCAAGAUCCAUUCACAUUAGGUAAGACUUCUACUUUUUUUUUACUCGGAUCCACCGGCUAUCUUUUUAUCUUCUCAUCACAAUCUUGAAAUCCUCUAUGAACACAGAAAGUGUGCGUCCGUUGCAGAAGAUUCCUCCGGCGAGUGCACUUGGCUUCUGUCGUGUCAGCAUCGUCAGAGGUCCACGUCAGCAAGAGCCUCGGACUUCCUUUCACACUUAAAACAACCCAAGCCGGUCGCCCGGCGCGACCUCUCGCGCGCGCGGUCUCCUUCUUUCCCAUUCCCCAAAACUUUACUCCUCUAUAAUGCCUGCGAGGCCUCUUCCCCUUCUCUUCCUCUUCUCGUCCUCCCAUGUGCAAGUCUCGACGCGCCGUCAUGGCAUCCCGCCCCACCUCCCGUUCCUGCUCCGGCAACACCGCCUCCAACUCCUCCUCCUCCUCCUCCUCCUCCGUCGCCUCUAACGCCUCCUCCUCCGCCUCCCUCGUCGCCCUCCGCAACUCCCUCCUCGCCCUCCGCAACUCCCGCCAGGAGACCCCCACCCUCUACCCCUUCUCCGAGAUUUCCGCCGUCACCAACAAGUUCGUCGCCUCCUCCUCCCGGCGCUGCUCCCUCCGUGGCAAGGACGUCGUCGUCUUCCGGCGCCCCUUCCGUGGCGACCCCGCCGCCCUCCCUGCCCGCCUCGUUGCCGUCUGCAGGAGCCACCACAGCAGCCUCGUCCGCCUCCUCGGUGCCUCCCUCGCCGGCGGCACCAUCUACCUCGUCUACGAGCACUCCCCCGGCGCGCCCCUCGCCGACUGCCUCCGCAACCCCCGAAACCCCAAGUUCACCCCGCUCUCUUCCUGGACGUCCCGCAUCCAAGUCGCCGCCGACCUCGCCCAGGGCCUCGACUACAUCCACCACCACUCCGCUACCAUCCACAACUGCAUCAAGGCCUCCAACAUCCUCGUCAUCGAGCCCCACUUCCGCGCCAAGAUCUGCCACUUCGGCGCCGCCGAUCUCGCCGGCGAUAUCCUCGCCAAGACCAACGCCGACGCCGACAAGGAGGCGGCGGCGGCGGACGCGGAGAUCUCUCCCUUGUCCUCUCCAUCCCGCAAGCUAAAAAGAUCGGACAGCCGCCGGAUGAAGAUCGAGGGGACGAGGGGGUACAUGGCGCCGGAGCUGCUCGCCGGCGGGAACAUCUCUUGGCGGUCGGACGUGUACGCCCUCGGCGUGGUGCUCCUGGAGCUCCUAUCCGGCGAGGAGCCGAUCAAGCACCGGUUCGACGAGAGGCACAAUAACUUCCACAGGGUCUCCCUCAUCGAGACGGCGAGGGAGGCGAUCGGGCCGGCAGAGUACUCCGCCGAGAAGGAGCGCCGGGGGCGGGUGCGGCAUUGGGUGGACCGGAGGCUGCGGGACUCCUACCCGGUGGAGGCGGCGGAGCAUCUGAUCCGGGUAGCUCUCCGGUGCGUGGAGGCGGAGGCGGCGGCGCGCCCGGACAUGACGUGGGUCGCCGGUAAAAUAUCUAAAAUUUUCUUGGACUCCAAGUCGUGGGAGGAGAAGCUUAGCGUUCCGACGGAGUUCUCGGUGUCCUUUGCUCCGCGGUGAGAAUAAGUGUCCGGUGACCGUGGAGGCGGGGAUGUUGACGGGAGUCACUGUACUGAAUGAGUUCCCCCGGUUUCUUUUUUCUUGUUUAUUUUUUCUGUUGGCGUUUCCGUAACCGUAUUCAAAGGAGUUGAUUAUACCCUGGAAGACAGAAUGGAGACUGAGAUCGCGUGUUCUGGUGAAAUAUCACACUGAUAAAAGAAUUAGGUUAUACUCGAGCAGGGCGUGGUUGUGGAUCUUUGGGGCCAUUGCGUCAAUUUUUUUUUUGAUGUAUCCAAAAAAAAAAAGGAGAACGGGGUAUUGACUGAGUGGAGCUUCUAUCAGGCUUCGUAGUUGGUCAUGUUCAUGUUUCAGGUGCUCUGAAACGGAAUUUCCUUUGAUCAUCAUUCUGUACCUUAUUUUAUGUGUCUAAGAGCCAUUGGUGGUAGCGUCGAUGCAAAAUUUUGCUGGGCCAUAUUUUGAUGAUCUGAAGGCAUGAAGGAUGGUGAUGUAUCAGACUCUGAUUAGAGUAUAACAGAUGCUGUAUA